CGAAGUGAAAAGCAGAACCCAAAUUUGACAGUCUCCAUUGUAAUUGGAAUUAACGGUAGGGGCGGGGCUAAACACCCUAGGAUAUCGGCCAAUCAGCGUUUAGGGUUGUCAGUGAGACCGGGAAGGAGAAAAGGGAGAAAUGGUUCUGUAGUCACAUGCCGCGGGGUCUAGUGGGAGGAGCAGUUGCCCAGCCGCUGCCUGGCGCUUCCUGUUUCCGGUUCCCGGAGUAGGGCACAGCAAGGCGCCUGGGGAAACGCUGGCCCCUGACACGAUCUCUGGGACCGGGGUCUGUGGCUGGCCCCUUGCUAGCCCGGUCUCCCAUUCUCAGAAAGCUAUUCGCCAGGGGGUUCUGAGCUUUGGCCACGCCAUUUGCCCGUGACACGAUGUUCCCUUUCUGUAGCUGGAGGACUAGAUUGCUACUGCUGUUGUUCCUGGCUGUGGCAGUGAGAGAAUCCUGGCAGACAGAAGAAAAAACUUGUGACCUGGUAGGAGACAAGGAAAAAGAGUCAAAGAGUGAGUUGGCUCUGUUGCAGAGGCUAACUCCACUGUUUAACAAAAGCUUUGAGAGCACCGUGGGCCAGGGCUCAGACACAUAUAUCUACAUAUUCAGGGUAUGCCGGGAAGCUGGCAACCACACCUCUGGAGCAGGCCUGGUACAGAUCAACAAAAGUAAUGGAAAAGAGACAGUAGUAGGGAGACUCAAUCAGACACACAUCUUCAAUGGAAGUAAGAUUUUCCCUUUGGCUUCCCAAGUUGGAAGUACAGACUCAUACCACCAUGUUCAGUUUUGGUCUUUAAGUACACGUCUUUUCUACAGAUUUGCAUCACUGGUUGCUGUCUAUGUCAUUGGAGGUUUCUUAUACCAGCGACUAGUGGUGGGAGCCAAGGGAAUGGAGCAGUUUCCCCACUUAGCCUUCUGGCAAGAUCUUGGCAACCUGGUAGCAGAUGGUUGUGACUUUGUGUGUCGUUCUAAACCCCGCAAUGUGCCUGCUGCAUAUCGUGGUGUGGGGGAUGACCAGCUGGGAGAGGAGUCAGAAGAAAGGGAUGAUCAUUUAUUACCAAUGUGAUUGCACUUUAAAUGUCCAGCCUCUUUAGUCCCCCAAACCAAAGCAUACUCAGCCAGAUUUCUCAAGCAGUCUCUACUCCAUUCUUGCUCUUAUAUCAUUCCUGCUUUCCAGUUUGAUGUUGAUUUGCAUCCUCUUCUCACUAGAACUUCCUUCCCUUUGUUCCCUAUCUUGUUUUUCUUUUAGAGAGGUGUUAAUUUUAAGAGAUGAGACCUGUGAAAACAGAGGUGCUACACUCUCUUGCUAUCAGAGUGUACAGGUAGGACAGUUAAAGUGGGCAAAAGGGUCACUGGACCUUUCUUUUUUAAUGCAUUUUCACAAAUUUUUGACACUGGAUUUCUUUAAUUAAAGAAAAAGCAAAGAAGCAUUAUUUAUACAGGUUUGAUUGCUUUCAUGCUAUAACUCUAUCCUACGAUAGUCUCCAUGAGAAUCUGGAUGAUAUUUCUUGCUGCUUGGAUCUGCUUUGUAGUGAUUACUUGGUUGCAAUCCAAGUAUUCCCAUUUGGUCUAAGCCAAAUGUUCUAGAUUUGAUCUCCCACAUCUGGGAUUAGACAGGAAAAUGUGAAAUUUCCUAAUUACAGGAUUAUAAGGUACCAUCACACCAUUGUCAUUGGGAAUGAUGUAGCUGGAAUUGGGCUGGGCUUGGAUUGUGGUCUUGUGGUUAUCAAUCCAUGUGUGGCCAAAAUGCCUAAUCCAGCAAUCUAGUCCAUUGGAAAGACGAGUUGAAUCAGCAAAUAUGUUUACCUUAUUGCUUGGAUCUCCAUGACAGCUUUUUUCUGUUAUAGUAAAAGCUGGAAAAGCUGUUCUUGUUUCCCUCUACCAGUAUUGUAAACAUAUGUUGCACUUUUUUUUCACAGGCAUAUUGGUUUUGAAUACCACCCCCCCCCGCCUCCCCCCCCCCAAAAAAAAAUCUUCUGGAAAGGGAAUGGAAGCAGAAGUGGAACAUUGAGGGUUCUAAGGUCCUCUGCUCUGGGUGUGGAAUGCUGCUGCACCUGUCCCUUCUGCUGGCUCAGGGAAGUGUCUUCUUGCCCACAUUUCUGUGGGGAAAGGUUUUUAAUCCUCUCAUGCUUCUAUCUUUCUAUUUAGGCCAUGUGCCCAGAAUCCCAGGCUGAUAUUUAGUGAACCCCUGGGCCACUAAGAGUAACAUGGCUCCACUGGACACGAAAGAGGGGUAGAAUCAAUAGGCAGGGGGCCUUUUAUAAACCUUUAGAGAAGAAAAUGAAACUAUUUCAUCUUUGGACUUUAAUACUAUUGGAAUGUUUUUGUUUUUCUUCUUUCUAAACAGGGAAAAUAAUGUUAAAAAAGCAUCUCCUUUGUCAUUAUUUGUUUGCAUCCUUCCCCCAUACCCUGGUGUUUUAAAUGAAAAAUAAUACACCACUUUUGUACAAAAACACUUAAUGAUUAAAAAACAAACAAAA
Ictidomys tridecemlineatus (thirteen-lined ground squirrel) is the source of this 2481-nucleotide messenger RNA. The record is from RefSeq and is a predicted model, not a curated record. Lineage: Eukaryota; Metazoa; Chordata; Mammalia; Rodentia; Sciuridae.